GCUGCGUAACCAAAGUGCAAAAAAUUCCAGAAAUAGCGUAGGAAUUAAAUAUUGUGUGUCUCAUACCCUGUCACCCUUAAGAAGAAAUUUGUAUUCAUUUCAGCGAAGCUUUUGACACCCGACUAAAUUCGCGGGAACUUUGUAAAAUAGACUGCUACCCAAAGUGUCGAGCAUCAUUAUUCACACACAAGAUUGCCAGGGACACAGGGCACCAUCCCAUAUAUUUGAUUCUCAAAAUGGCGUCUGAAUGCCCUGCCUCGACGUCAACGUCAACUGAAACAAGGAUUUCAUGUUACAGUAAGCGAUCUCAAGAGGCAGCAAACGAAAGAUUAUUUACCGCCAUUGAUGGAGUAAUCGGGAAGAAUACAGAGUGGUCCGAGGAGCAGAAAGAUCGACUUAGACGGAGGUUUCGAGAGGUGUACAAGAAUUCCCUACAUGAAAACUGCACUGUUGACGGCCAGUCAUGGGCCGAGGCUGUUGAUGAUGCCGACACAACAAAAGAAUUUGAGCCAGUGGAUCUGAAGAAGAAAGGCGAUGCUGAGCAGAUGGCCGCUGAUCUGGAUUCUCUGAUUGUGGUGACAGUAGCCAAGAGGAAAGAGUUCCCGCCAAGACUGAGUCAGCAACUGGCCAAGAAGCUUCGAUGUCAGCACACUGCUGCAGAACAGCACAAGCCAGUCAUACCAAAGGCCAUUGAGGACCACAGCCCAAUACUGUCUGUACAAGAUGAGAAGGAUAUCUCAAGCCAUGUAACCACAUUUAGUGAUCAAGUGUCUGUUCUGUCAAGGUUAUUGCCAGACCUGGAGGACAAGGCCGGCCGGAUCUACGAAUCCCUGAAUAUUCAUGCCAGUUUAGCCACCAACAAAACCCAAAGAGUUAUCACCCAACCCGCGAAGAACGAAUCCAAGAUGGCGGCCUCCUUGACACCCCUCAGGACCCAAGCCGAAGCCGAUGAGACACCCACGGCCAUCCCACAGAAUGAUGCUGCUGCAACGAAGAGGCAAAAGCUGACCGCUCAGAUCCAUAAUCACCCAAUCAAACGCUACAAGUCCAGACCUACAGACGCUGUCAAUCCCACAUGAUGGGGGUGGGCUCAUUUUUGGCAGGGUUUUGUUUUUGGUUCUGUUUUUGCUUUUCUUGGGGGGGGGUGGUGGUUACUUUCUGUUUUACUUAUCACUAUGCACGUAGAAUUGGUACUGGUUUGUAAAGGGACGCCGUUGUUGUAGUGGAGUCCAACUCAGACGUGUGAGUUACUUGCUACCAAACUCAUAACACUGACGUAAACUUAACUUGGAAGUCAGGAACACAUGCCGGACAAACCAAAUGUGCUUCAGGCAUUGAUGAAAAGUGCACUUUUAUUUAUUUAGGUUUUGAUUUGUUUUCGAAAAUUUACUUAAUGUGCCUUUCAUAUAUAAAUGAUAGAUUGACUGAUUGUUUUAUAAGAUGGAA
Patiria miniata (bat star) is the source of this 1446-nucleotide messenger RNA. RefSeq lists its product as uncharacterized. Gene Ontology annotation, cellular component: MIS12/MIND type complex; kinetochore. The record is from RefSeq and is a predicted model, not a curated record. The transcript is spliced from 6 exons. Gene Ontology annotation, biological process: mitotic sister chromatid segregation. The coding region runs from base 237 to 1079 and encodes 280 amino acids. Lineage: Eukaryota; Metazoa; Echinodermata; Asteroidea; Valvatida; Asterinidae.